Molecule: messenger RNA, 1181 nt
Organism: Styela clava
Lineage: Eukaryota; Metazoa; Chordata; Ascidiacea; Stolidobranchia; Styelidae
Source: RefSeq, a predicted model, not a curated record
ACGAAGCGAUAAGAGGUGUCUUCUGCCAUUUGUGCGAAACUCUGCUAGAUAGCGUCUCAAUCGUUUAGUUUUCGUUUGCACGAUAGCAAGGUAUACUCAACAAAAUCCAAAAUGGAUGCCAUCAAAAAGAAGAUGCAAAUGCUGAAGUUGGACAAGGAGAAUGCUAUCGAUCGAGCAGAACAAGCGGAAGUAGAUAAAAAGGCUGCGGAAGACAAAGUUUCAGGGCUUGAAGAAGAACAACAUCUCUUGAACAAAAGAACAAAGACCACAGAAGACGAACUCGACAAAGUCCAAGAAAAACUCAGAUGUGCAAACGAAAGCUUGGAAACAGCUGACAAAAAAGCCGCAGACGCAGAGCAAGAUGUGGCAUCUUUGAACCGAAGGAUACAGCUUGUUGAGGAAGAAUUGGACAGAGCACAAGAAAGAUUGACCUUAUCGCUUUCAAAAUUGGAAGAAGCUGAAAAAUCAGCAGAUGAGAGUGAACGUGGCCGAAAAGUCAUUGAAAACAGAUCGUUGAAAGACGAAGAGAAGCUUGAACUUCAGGAAAUUCAACUCCGUGAAGCAAAAAAUAUCGCAGAAGAUGCUGACCGCAAAUACGAGGAAGUUGCAAGAAAAUUGGUGAUGGUUGAAGCAGACCUGGAAAGAGCUGAAGAGCGCGCAGAGAUCUCAGAAACAAAAUGCAACGAACUUGAAGAGGAGCUGAAAAAUGUGACAAACAACCUUAAAUCUUUGGAAGCUGCCGCCGAAAAAUACUCGCUGAAAGAAACAAAAUAUGAAGAGGACAUCAAAUCUCUCACUGACAAACUUAAGGACUCUGAAACGAGAGCCGAAUUCGCAGAGAAGACCGUCAUAAAAUUAGAAAAGAAUGUGGACGAACUCGAAGACAAUCUAUACUUGGAGAAAAUGAAAAUAAAGCAGGUUUCUGAGGAAAUGGACCACACACUCCAGGGCAUCGGUGAUUUUUAGAGCAUCCACGGGCAUUUCAAAUCAGUAACGUUUAGGAAUACAUGUGACUUUCUAUUUCUGUUUAGUUGUAUAACUUCAUCAUUUCUAUGUGCAUGACUCCUUUAUAUGACGAAACGUAAUAUUUGUGGAAUCCACUUUAUCCUGCUUAAUCUGCUUUUUAUUUUUGAGAUAUUUUUGGGUAUUGAAAAUGAAACAAAGGAGUAAAACUCAUUGGA